Molecule: messenger RNA, 1913 nt
Organism: Fragaria vesca subsp. vesca
Lineage: Eukaryota; Viridiplantae; Streptophyta; Magnoliopsida; Rosales; Rosaceae
Product: cytochrome P450 93A1-like
Exons: 3
Coding region: 351-1913 (520 amino acids)
Molecular function (GO): heme binding; oxidoreductase activity, acting on paired donors, with incorporation or reduction of molecular oxygen; iron ion binding
Source: RefSeq, a predicted model, not a curated record
AGAUUUUCAUGUGAAGGGGUGAGAGAUCUCUCUUGAAUCAAACAGUCCAGGCUCUUCAUAUUGUCCCUUCAACAACUUGCAAUCUUGAAUCAUAUCAUCUGGCACCAGAUUUAAGAGUAUAUUGUCAGAAAAGAUGAAUUAUUGCCUAACAGAGAUAAAGUUCAAGGACCAAAGAUGAAAAGAAUAUUAUCUAAAAUAUCUGUGUCCACUGCAUCUGCAUGUUAGGGGUAAGAAUAUCUUUUUCAUGUAUAAAAGCAUGGUGACUGGUUAUCAUCAAGCAGGUAUUUCACUUCCAGACCUUAUCUUUCUUCCACAAUAAGCCUCAAGUUCUCAAUUCAGUGUUGUGAGCAAUGUGGUCAUCGUGGGGGGAUGCUAGCAAUGAGAAAGAUGAAAAUCUCAGAGCAAUACUUCUUGCCCUUUUAGCUAUGAUGUUAGCUACUUUGUGGUUCCUGUGGUCUAGGAAAAAGUGCUCAAAGAAUCCAAUACCUCCAUUGCCACCAGGCCCUAUAGGUUUGCCACUACUCGGAUACCUUCCCUUCUUAGGCACCGACCUUCACCAUGAACUCACCGAUCUAGCAAGGGUUUAUGGCCCUAUUUACAAACUGCGCCUCGGAAGCAAAUUAUGUGUUGUGAUCAGUUCCCCAACACUACUGAAGGAAAUGGUUCGUGAUCAUGACAUUGUGUUUGCUAACCAUGUUCCUAUCACAGCUGCACUAGUUGGCUCAUAUGGAGAAAGGGACAUAGCAUUUGGACCCUAUGGUCCAGAUUGGAGGCGGCUGCGCAUGGUGUUUGUGAGUAAGAUGCUGAGCAAAACCAACCUUGAUGAUAGCUAUGCUCUGAGAAGAGAAGAGGUUCACAAGUCAAUUGGUCAUAUUUAUGACAGGAUUGGCACUCCAAUCGAUUUGGGGAAGUUAGCCUUUGACACUGCAACUAACAACGUCAUGCGCAUGUUAUGGGGUGGAACGAUACUAAAAGGAGAAAAGGCAGCUGAAGCUGGAGCUGAGUUUCGAAAAGCAGUGACUGGAACAAUGGAGCUACUUGGAAAACCAAAUGUUUCAGACUUUUUCCCUGCACUUUCCAUCUUUGAUAUACAAGGAAUUGAGAGGGAAGCGAAAAAGCUCAUUUCGGUGACAGACAAGAUACUUGAUUCGGCCAUACAACAACGGAUGAAUUAUACCUUAGCCGAAGGUGAAAGGAAAGACUUUCUGCAAUUCCUCUUGGAAUAUCAUAAUCAUGAAGAUAGCGCACUAUCGAUUACAAUGCAACAACUAAAGGCAGUUCUCACGGACAUUGUGGUAGGAGGAACUGAGACCACGACAGCAAUGGUGGAAUGGGUAAUGGCUGAGCUGAUUCAGCAUCCAGAUGAAAUGAAGAAAGUUCAAGAAGAACUGACACAAGUUGUGGGGCUGGACAAUUUAGUUGAAGAGUUUCAUUUGCCGAAAUUGCAUCACUUAGAUGCUGUGGUCAAGGAGACAUUGCGAUUGCACCCUGCACUGCCUCUUCUAGUGCCCCGCCGUCCAAGCGAUUCUGCCACCAUUGGUGGCUAUACCAUACCGAAAGGUACGACUGUUUUCAUGAAUGCUUAUGCCAUACAUAGAGACCCUAGUCAUUGGGACAACCCCUUGGAGUUUAGACCCCAGAGGUUCAUGGAUCCUAGCAACAAGUUUGAUUACUUGGGCAAUAAGUUUCAGUAUGUUCCAUUUGGCUGCGGGAGAAGAAUAUGCGCAGGACUUCUUUUGGCUGAGAGGAUGUUAACCUUUGAGUUAGCUUCGUUCCUGCAUUCAUUCGAGUGGCGAUUGCCCGAUGACGCAAAACUUGACCUGUCGGAAAAAUAUGGGCUCGUGGUGAAGAAGAUGACUCCAUUAUUUGCCAUUCCAACACCAAGGUUAUCGAGAUUGGAGCUCUAUACUUAA